Ananas comosus (pineapple) is the source of this 1091-nucleotide messenger RNA. RefSeq names its product protein PHLOEM PROTEIN 2-LIKE A1-like. Lineage: Eukaryota; Viridiplantae; Streptophyta; Magnoliopsida; Poales; Bromeliaceae. The transcript is spliced from 3 exons. The coding region runs from base 288 to 1013 and encodes 241 amino acids. The record is from RefSeq and is a predicted model, not a curated record.
AUAUUAACUAGAAGUUAAUUGUUACUCAAUUAUGAUAUUAAUUAAGCAGCGAAUAGGAUAUAUUCUCACUACUAUAGGAAGCUUUGCCGAGUAUCUUCUUCCACACCCUUUUUACAGUAAAGAAUUUUGGUGAUAAGAAUAAGAAAUUCAUAAUGUCUUUAAAAGCAAGCAUAAGAUUUGCGAGGAUAUAUUCUUUGUUUCUCUCUUCUGCUUUCUUCUAGUACAAAUGUUUCAACCAUAGCAGUUGGACAAGCUUAAUCUGAAACAUACAUCAGAAUUAACUAGUAAUGGGGGGUUGUCCAGUUAAGCAAGCAAGAAGGCCUCCUGUUGUAACAUCACCGACGCCGAAACCUCCAUUUGUAACACCACCAACGCCGAAGCCACCUACAGAGCCAGAGCCAAUGAAGGAUUUCCCCCACAAGUUCGAGAUUAUCACAAACGAAGCAGAUAGUUCUAUCAAUCUUGAAGAGCGAAUGUACACCGGGAUCUUCUUGAAACAAAAAAAAAGGAUAUAUUGGGUGGAGGAGGAAACCAAUUACAAUUGCUUCAUGUUGUUUGCGAGGGACUUGUCAAUCAUAUGGAGUGAUCACCCAGAAUACUGGCGUUGGCUCACUCAAAAGGACAUAAGUGGUGAAGAGAUUGAGGUGGCUUCACUGCUAGAUGUUUGCUGGCUGCAAAUCAGUGGAAGAUUUGAAGUAUCCUAUCUCACGCCAGGAGUCACGUACGCAGUCGCAUUCGUUAUAAUGAUGAAAGUUCCGGCGUACGGGUGGUCUACCCCAGUGAAGCUUGCGCUCAAGUUGCCCGACGGGAGCGUUCAGCAACGCGAGGAGAGCUUGGGAGGAAAGCCUAGAGGGAAGUGGCUUGUGCUUCAAGUUGGCGAAUUCACGACGAAAGCUGAACAAGGAGGAGAAAUGGAGAUUUCAUUGAUAAGCUUUGAAGACUUGUGCUGGAAGAAAGGGCUGACGGUAAAGGGCGUGAUUAUCUGCCCGAAAAAUCUGCAGCCUUCACCAUAAGAUCUACAAUCCAUCACCAUGCUUAUGGAACUUCUGGUGUAUCUGUUUAUGUUCUUGUUUGUGAAAUGAAGUAGCAUG